GCUCCAGUAUCAGAGGGACAGAGAGAGGCUGAGCUCCAGUAUCAGAGGGACAGAGAGAGGCUGAGCUUCAGUAUCAGAGGACAGAGAGAGGCUGAGCUCCAGUAUCAGAGGGAAAAGAGAGAGGCUGAGCUUCAGUAUCAGAGGGACAGAGAGGCUGAGCUCCAGUAUCAGAGGGACAGAGAGGCUGAGCUCCAGUAUCAGAGGGACAGAGAGAGGCUGAGCUCCAGUAUCAGAGGGACAGAGAGAGGCUGAGCUCCAGUAUCAGAGGGACAGAGAGAGGCUGAGCUCCAGUAUCAGAGGGACAGAGAGGCUGAGCUCCAGUAUCAGAGGGACAGAGAGAGGCUGAGCUCCAGUAUCAGAGGGACAGAGAGAGGCUGAGCUCCAGUAUCAGAGGGACAGAGAGAGGCUGAGCUCCAGUAUCAGAGGGACAGAGAGAGGCUGAGCUCCAGUAUCAGAGGGACAGAGAGAGGCUGAGCUCCAGUAUCAGAGGGACAGAGAGGCUGAGCUCCAGUAUCAGAGGGACAGAGAGAGGCUGAGCUUCAGUAUCAGAGGGACAGAGAGAGGCUGAGCUCCAGUAUCAGAGGGACAGAGAGAGGCUGAGCUCCAGUAUCAGAGGGACAGAGAGAGGCUGAGCUUCAGUAUCAGAGGGACAGAGAGAGGCUGAGCUCCAGUACUCUUUUAUACAGACGGUAUGCACCGGUUUUCAGACCCAUAUUAAGCCUAUUUCUGGGAUAAACAUGGAGAUUCUCUUAAAGUAUCAUUGCUCAGCAGGGACCACAGUAUGCGGACUCACAGAGAGAAAACACUACUUUAACAUUACAGCGCCACCAUCUGGACAGGAAGCAGAACUGCUCUCACUCGUUCUGUAUAUGCUGUGCUCCGUCAUGUUCUGAAGUACUGUCAGCUGGCUGGUGAGGGCAGUGAGACUGGCUGGUAAAAUGAAAUCUGUUUUCUAGACACACACACACACACAAAGGCACCUGUCUGGAACGUUCUGGUCUCUGAUUGGUUAACCAUAGAGGGAGAGAGAGAGCAACCUGACAAACUGUUCUAAGGUUUCUGAAUCUGAGCCACAAGGUUAGGUUAGGUUUCUGACUGGGAUAAUACCUGUGGUUGGCUGGUCCGGAAGUCUUCACUCUGAAACCAACAAGGACAGGACACUAGAACAGCAGAACCAGCCAACCAGUGCAGCAAAAGCCUAUUCUACAGACAGGUCAGAACAGCACAGGACAUCCUAGAACAGAAACUAGCAUUCUAGAACAGAACAGGGUAUUUUAGAACAGGACAGGACACACUAGAAGAGGUACAGGACAUUCUAGAACAGAACAGGGUAUUUUAGAACAGGACAGGACACACUAGAAGAGGUACAGGACAUUCUAGAACAGAACAGGGUAUUUUAGAACAGGACAGGACACACUAGAAGAGGUACAGGACAUCCUAGAACAGAACAGGGUAUUUUAGAACAGGACAGGACACACUAGAAGAGGUACAGGACAUUCUAGAACAGAACAGGGUAUUUUAGAACAGGACAGGACACACUAGAAGAGGUACAGGACAUCCUAGAACAGAACAGGGUAUUUUAGAACAGGACAGGACACACUAGAAGAGGUACAGGACAUCCUAGAACAGAACCGGGUAUUUUAGAACAGGACAGGACACACUAGAAGAGGUACAGGACAUUCUAGAACUGGACAGAACACUCUCGAGGAUGAGGAACCUCCUGACCACCGAGAACCAGAACUGUUACCGGGAGCAGAUCGAGAAGGAGUGCUACACCCGGCUGGCCUGGAAGAGCCGCUACGGAAGAGACUACCCCACCAGCUUCGUCUCCCAUAGGGCCAAUGAGCAGAUAAGGCUGAGGCUCCCUGAGCUCCCCCUGACCACUAAGACCAUCCUGCCUCCUGUGUUAUCUACCCUGGAGAGGAGGAGAGAGGCUGCAGUGCCCAUGGACAGGUCACUGAGCGAGGCUCCCCUGAUGAGAGAAGUGACACCCCAGACCAAGGAAUCUCUCUACCAGGGUUUUUCCAAGGAGGGGAAGGGGCGCAGCCUGUACCUCCAUACACGCACCCAGAAAGGCCCAGAGGAGAAGUUUGACUACCCUCUACUGUCUUCCUGGGACUACGGAUGGAGACUGGGUGACUAUGGAAGAGACUACAGGUCGCCAGCCAAUGGGAGAUCAGGAGUCGUGAGGAACAAUUUUUACGCCAGGAAUGGAAUAUUCCAUUUUCCCUCCGAAACGGAUCGUCUUGGAUGACGAGCGAAAGGCUUCAUUUUUCAGCUGGUUUUAUACUUUAUUCUUAAAUUCUCUCGAUAUUGAUGAAGAUGAACUUUAAUUUGUUUUCGCUGUAUAAGCAUGCUAUCUCUGUUUGAUUUAUAACAAAUAUAUUCUCUUCUAUAGGAUAUACAGAUGUGUGUUAGCUAUAAAUUAUGUUCAUAUGCAAUUCUUAUGAAAACACUGUUCCUUUACAUAUACAAACUGUUAUAACUGUUGGAGAAAAUGUGUUAUAAUACAUGUUUGGAUAAACGUUUCUCUAGUUAUUUGCUGUCAUGUUUGUGUGGUUUAAACAUUCCUGUGUGAAAAUAAUAGAUGUGAAAAAAUUGCCAAGCAUGAGGAGGAAGCAGGCUGCCACGCUCGACAUGAGUUGGUCACAGGUUCAACUGGUCUCCUAGUAACAAGGAAACCCACAUCUGAAAUGUUGUGGUUUAUAAUUAACAAGCUAGCAUGGUCUGGUCACCUCUUCAUCAGUUGCCUGGUAUAAAUACCCUGACCUAUGACUGGCACGGUAGAGAUUCAUGCUGACGUUUUCAUCCUUUAGCAGGAGCAAUUAGGGUUCAGUGGAGUGGCCUAGCCAGUCUCCAGAUCUCAACCCCAUAGAAAAUCUGUGGAGGGAGUUGAAAGACCAAAUACUUAUUUUCCACCAUAAUUUGGAAAUAAAUUCAUUAAAAAUCCUACAAUGUGAUUUUCUGGAUUUUUUUUUCUCAUUUUG
Molecule: messenger RNA, 2987 nt
Organism: Oncorhynchus masou masou (cherry salmon)
Lineage: Eukaryota; Metazoa; Chordata; Actinopteri; Salmoniformes; Salmonidae
Product: protein SPMIP1
Exons: 3
Coding region: 1709-2254 (181 amino acids)
Source: RefSeq, a predicted model, not a curated record